This is a messenger RNA of Camelina sativa (false flax), 754 nucleotides long. The record is from RefSeq and is a predicted model, not a curated record. Lineage: Eukaryota; Viridiplantae; Streptophyta; Magnoliopsida; Brassicales; Brassicaceae.
UCGAGAGGAUGGAGUAGUCUUUUUUCCUUCUUGAGUUCUCCGCUGCUUCAGCCUCUUGUUUUCGUUCUCUAUCACUUUUCUCGACCUACCUUUAUAAAACCAAAUCUUCCAUGCAACAACGAAGUCCAAAAACAUAGCUAAAUCCAAAGAUCAAAAUAAACUUUUUUAUUAAAGAAAAAUACACUUUUAAAGAGACUUAAAACGAAGAAAGAAGAGAUGAAUGCCGGAAAGCAAGCUUCGUGGGCGGUGGCGACGGCAAUCGCGGCGGUGGAAGUGCUUAAAGACCAAGGCGUUGCUCGGUGGAACUACCCUCUUCGUUUACUCCACAAGGAAGCAAUGGCUCGCGUCCGUACCAUCACAGUCCCAUCUCGUCCCUCUCCUUCUCCGUCUUCAUCUUCCGCCAAGCCCAUGACCACCACACCCUUUGAGAAAUCCUUUGAGAAAGCAAUGGGGCUUAGCUGCUUUGGUCCCACCACCGUUAGAUUCUAGAUCACUCUAUGUACUUGUUGUACGUAAAUCAGAAUGUGCGUCAUUAGGAGGUCCACGAUAUGUUGUACUCGUUAACAUUUAGCUUAAACAAUAUAUCCUUAUCAAUUUUGAAAUAAAUCUGGCUCAUGAGUUCGGUUAUAUAUCAGACUAUAACCAAAGCCAACCGGAAUGUUUAAGCUGGUUUAAAUUAUACCAAGAAGAAUCUUGACUCAACAAAAAGUUUAGACCAUACAUGUACACAUCAGAAAAUCGGAUAUACAACGUC